This is a messenger RNA of Vanrija pseudolonga, 537 nucleotides long. RefSeq lists its product as uncharacterized. NCBI's taxonomy places the organism in Eukaryota, Fungi, Basidiomycota, Tremellomycetes, Trichosporonales, Trichosporonaceae. The record is from RefSeq and is a predicted model, not a curated record. Bases 1 to 537 code for a protein of 178 amino acids. The transcript has a single exon.
AUGAUCCCAGUCAUCGGCCCCAUGCACCGCCGCCGCCGCGCCAGGCGCCGCGCGCACGCCGCAGCAGUCGUGACGGCGAUCGGCUCGCUCGUCGGCUCGGCGUCGUCAUCCUCGUCCUCCAACGCCAACUCGUCCUCCAACUCGUCGUCGCCCACCGACGCGCCCUCCGCCGCGCGCAACGCGCGCACCACCCCGCCCCGCGAGUACGCAUAUGCCACGUACCACGGCGCCGGGUGGGACGGGACGUAUGGCUCUGCUCUUCCCUCUGCGCGCGCGGGGCCGUCAAACUACGCUGCUGUCCAGGCGCCGGCGUACGCUCCCGAGCCUGCUUCGGCCAGCGACCACAAGGCCAAGGCUUAUGCCUACGCCGAGGACGACAUUGCCGACGCCCCCGACGCCGACGCCCUCCCGCCCAGCCAUGACGACGUCGUCCCCCGCCGUCGGUCCGAAGCUGCGGCCACCUGCGCGCGCGACGGCCACGACGCGCACAAGUGCGACAAGGGCAUCGUCUGCCGUCGUUGCGGCGAGCAGGUCUAA